AUGUCUCUCCUCGCCCGCUCUGCUGCUCCCCUCCGCCAGGUCGCUGUCCGCGCGCGUGCGGCGCCUGUGCGUUCCAUGCACGGCGAGUACAAGCACAUUCCUUUCAACUACGACAAGAAGGGUGUGUUCGGCGCCAAGGUCGUCAGCUACCUUGUCUUCGGCUUCAGCAUCCCCUUCGUUGCUGCCUACUACCAGCUGAGCAAGUCUUCCGGCUCGGCAUAG
Molecule: messenger RNA, 222 nt
Organism: Trametes versicolor FP-101664 SS1
Lineage: Eukaryota; Fungi; Basidiomycota; Agaricomycetes; Polyporales; Polyporaceae
Exons: 3
Coding region: 1-222 (73 amino acids)
Biological process (GO): mitochondrial electron transport, cytochrome c to oxygen
Source: RefSeq, a predicted model, not a curated record